This is a messenger RNA of Tetrahymena thermophila SB210, 2610 nucleotides long. Its product is annotated as phosphatidylinositol 4-kinase. The record is from RefSeq and is a predicted model, not a curated record. Gene Ontology annotation, molecular function: 1-phosphatidylinositol 4-kinase activity. Gene Ontology annotation, cellular component: membrane; cytoplasm. The transcript is spliced from 13 exons. Gene Ontology annotation, biological process: phosphatidylinositol phosphate biosynthetic process; phosphatidylinositol-mediated signaling. NCBI's taxonomy places the organism in Eukaryota, Ciliophora, Oligohymenophorea, Hymenostomatida, Tetrahymenidae.
AUGAAUAAAAGGCCUGUUAAAGAAACAGUUGAGUAAAAGAGACCAACUUGGUUUUCUAAAUUACCAGUUAAUAUAGAGGAAUUGCAAUAAACAGGAGCAUUACUAGGAAUAACAACUGCACCAGAUGAUAGUUUUUCUUAAAGUCCUACCAAAGAUAGAGAUAGCGAUCAUAUAAGCACAAAAGAACUUUUUAAGCUUUUUAAUAGAAAAGAUUUUAAAAUAGAUUAGCUUUUAAAACACUUUUACUAUCAAUACACCAAAAUAGGAAUUCAUGAUUACUUAGUUAAUAAGCUUUAUAGCUACGGUGAAGCAGAUUUAAACUUUUAUAUGUCAGAACUCUGUUAUCUGUACAUUACACGUGAUUCAGAAAUGUUAAAAAAGUUUCUUGUUGAUAUGAGUUCGAGGAGCAUUAACCUCUACCUUUUGAUUUAUUGGUCACUAGAUUCAUUCAGUGAGUCUUUGAAGUUAGAUGAAGCAAAAAAAGCAGAAAAUGAAAGAAUCAAAGAUCUAUUAAAAACUGUAGAAAAUUCUUUCAUUAACGCAAGCAUGCAAUCAUCAUUGAUUUAAGAAAAUAAAACGCCAAGUUAAGUUAAGGAAUCAAAUGAAAGAGCUAAAUACAAUAAUUCAAUCAAAACAUUUAUUAAAAAUAUGGUUAACAUAUCUUUAACUUUAAAGAAACAUGAAUAGGAUGAAAGAAAAGAUAAGCUCAAGAUGUAUAUGAAAAGAGCAAAUAAAUGGCUAAAAAAUUUAAGAGAAUAAAAUCCGAAUAAUGAAUUUUUUUAAGGAAUUUUUAUACCGUUUAGAGAAGAUUACAACUAGCAAUUGAACUCUACAUUCAUAGUUAGAAUAGUGCAUGAAGAAGUUACUUGCUUUAACACUAAAAUGAGAGUACCUUACCGUGUUGCCAUAGAAACUAUUGAUAUAAAUGAGCUUAAAUAAGUAAAAAAGAAGGUUGUAAGUGAAACUGACUUGGAUGAUGUAGGUAUUAUUGGAGAUGGACCUGAGUUUUCUGAAAAUAAUAAUGAUUAAGCAGAAACUUCUUAGCAAUCUGUUAUUAAAUAAAAUGAAUCAACUGAUAAAAUAAAUAAAUAUGGUAGAACAUUUAGUAUUUGGGCUUGUGAGGCAGAAAAUUAGGAAAUAAAAUUAAAUGAAAUUAGAAACUCUCAAAUGAAAAUUUAAAAAAAAGGUGAAUUGGUCAAUUUGUUAAAUUAAGAUGAAGAACUCACUAGUGUAGAAAAGUUUCAUAGAUUGUACAAAAAAUCAAAAUCCUUAGUACCAGAUGAUAGUGCAUUUAGAGCAUUGAAGAAAUUUUAGAAAAAUUUUAAGUUGUAAGAAACAUUUUUAGAAGGCGAGAGAUUAUAGAAGUAUCAAGAAAAUAUUAAAAGAUUUAAUAUUUACUUUAAGGAGAAAAAAAAUGUUAUUCAAAGAAGAAGCAGCAUAGUAACAGAUAGAAAUGUUAAUAAUCCCUUUCGUGAAAGACAUUAAUAUGUUAAUGCCAAGGAGAAGUUGAAUUUGAAGAAAAGAAGGAAAGUUUCUUUAAAGGACUUAAAAGUCAUUGAUGUGCUGAGAUUUUUUAAACAUUUGCAAAGAAAUUACCCCUAAUUUGAAAAAGAAAUUUAAAUGAUUUACAAGCAUUUGCAUUAUGAUGAGCUUGAAGAAUAAAUAGAACACACUAAAAUAUCAAAUGUUGACUUGCUCAAUGAAGAUGAAGAUAUUUCUCAAAAAUAAAUUAGUUCCUUUAGCAUCAAAAGAAAAUUUCCUUGGGAGGAUGUUUGGGAAGAUAAAAUUAUUAAAAUUAAAAGAGAGUCUCCUUAUGGGUAGUUCAAGUCUUAUAAAUUAAGGGCAGUUAUUUUCAAGGGAGGAGAUGAUCUUCGUUAAGAAUUGCUUGCAAUGCAAUUGAUUUAUAAAUUUUAGUCAAUAUUUUAAAAAGCAAAUCUUUAGCUGUGGCUACGUCCAUACGAAAUUAUAGUUACUUCUGCUUCAUCUGGUAUUAUAGAGUUUCUGCCAAAUACGUAUUCAAUAGAUGGACUCAAAAAGAAAGUUCCAAAAUUUACAUGCCUUUAUGAUUUUUACAAAGACUAUUUUGGCAAAUAAUUUUAAUAAGCAUAAAGCAAUUUCAUAGAAAGUCUUGCUGGUUAUUCUAUAGUUUGUUAUCUUCUUUAAUUUAAAGAUAGGCAUAAUGGAAAUAUACUCAUAGAUAACAGUGGACAUCUUAUUCAUAUUGACUAUGGGUUUAUGUUUUGUAUUUCUCCUGGUGGUAUCAAUUUUGAAAAUGCGCCUUUCAAGUUGACAAAAGAAUAUGCAUAACUUAUGGGAGGAAAAGAAUCUGAAGGAUUUGAGAGGUACAAAAACCUCGUCUUUUAAGGUUUUAAAGAGCUUUAAAAAUACGUUGAUGAAAUUAUCUUUUUAGUUUAAAUAAUGUAAGAAGAAUCAGAUCUUCCUUGUUUCAGAGGUUUUGACAUUAAAGUUUUUAGAGAGCGUUUCUAGGAACAUUUAGAUGAAAAAAAUCUCCUUUUGUAUGUGAAUAAGCUUAUCAACGAUAGUUAUGAUAAUUGGAGAACAAAAUAAUAUGAUAAUUUCUAAAAAAUGACAAAUGGUAUUGCACCUUGA